CCAAAGCCCAAGUUGUGCGGCAAUGAUGACAAUGGCGUCUAUUAUUCCCCCAUCGCGCCCCAGUGCACCCUGCACCCUCCUAUCCAUGCCAUUGGAAAUCCGUCAGCAUAUCUUUCGCCUUUGCACCCCCCAGAACCUCUGUUUCAACUGCUCUUGGCCUUUUGACUCUCAAAACCGCCCCGACGAUUGGCGUAAUGCGGUCGCGCUUGACGACGACGCCGGGAUAGUCGAAUCUUGGGACUCCUCCUCCUCAGACCCCGAAGAGGAUACCGACAGUGAGCCGCCCUAUGAGCCGUGUGGGCUUGAUGACUACUGUCACGAGUCUCAACGUCACCGUCCACAAGGCCUCACAUCUGGUCCGAGCGCUUUUCCCGGGCUACUUCUCGUUUGCCGCCAGAUUACUGAUGAGGUGACGCCAAUGCUGUACGGAGGUAACACUUUCAUAUUCAAUGAUCAACAUGAUGCUCGGUUUGAUACUUUGUUCGGAUUGGGCUUGGGAGCAGAGAAGCGUAUCCGGAAAAUGAUUCUGGUCCUGCGGCCCAGUGGAACUACCCAGGGUUCCCCCCUGGACUCGGACAUCUGGGAUAAAAUCCUCAGCAACGUUCUGAUACUGGGCAUCAUUGUCCCGAUGUGGGGGCCUGGCUAUCGCGAUGAGUUUGGCGCAAUAUACUCAAGCGAAGGCAUGGGUAAAUGGACCGCCUGGUUGACGUCGAUCCUCCAGUACCUAGACCGGGCUCUUCCCAAGACGACCAAAGUCGUGGUGGAUACGAACAAGGAAGAAACCACGGAUCAAUUAGUGAAGAAGGAGAUGUUUGGACGCUGUGUCUUCCAGCGACUGCGCGCUGGUGAUAGCAUUUUCAGAAGGGGGGAGUUCGCCAUCAAGACAAGACGAUCCGAUGAGUCGGACCAUGACGACUAUGACUACGACGACUAUCCGACUAGUUGUAGGGACAUCAUUGAUGAUUGCGACUACUGCCUGUACUAUUCCGACUAAAGGUGGGAAAGUUUGAUAAUUCAUGGCAGGUUGACGGUGGGCUCUUCUAGGAUUGUGGCGGAAGGGAUGAACUAACAGUCGAGAGCGAGCUGACCUAGGGAAUGAGAAACUCUAACCCGACGAGAGGCUGAUGGGAGACACAUGGAAAUGUGAAAAGCGUGCCGAUUACGGCUUGGUCUCUAUAGUUGUUUGUUUCUAAAGAGACUUGAUCAAAUGUAAAUCACGUAAAGACCAA
This is a messenger RNA of Fusarium vanettenii 77-13-4, 1229 nucleotides long. RefSeq lists its product as uncharacterized. Lineage: Eukaryota; Fungi; Ascomycota; Sordariomycetes; Hypocreales; Nectriaceae. The transcript has a single exon. The record is from RefSeq and is a predicted model, not a curated record. Bases 23 to 994 code for a protein of 323 amino acids.